Messenger RNA from Pararge aegeria (speckled wood butterfly), 6532 nucleotides. It is a transcript of the gene Surf4, whose product is annotated as surfeit locus protein 4 homolog. The transcript has 6 exons. The record is from RefSeq and is a predicted model, not a curated record. Lineage: Eukaryota; Metazoa; Arthropoda; Insecta; Lepidoptera; Nymphalidae. Gene Ontology annotation, cellular component: endoplasmic reticulum-Golgi intermediate compartment; endoplasmic reticulum; membrane. Gene Ontology annotation, biological process: Golgi organization. The coding region runs from base 105 to 917 and encodes 270 amino acids.
GGAAGUUUGUCCAACUCUCCACACGUCACUCGACGGCCGACAACGAGUCCGACGACAGUGAAAUUCAGUUUUGGUGAUAGUGUUCAGUGAAUUUGUUGGCGAAAAUGCAAAUUCCCAAUGAAUAUGUGUCGACGGCGGAGGACAUAGCAGACCAGGUAAUCAGAAAGUUGAAGCAUGUACUGCCAACAGUGGCACGACUGUGCCUCAUCUCCACUUUCCUUGAAGAUGGCCUCCGUAUGUGGUUCCAAUGGUAUGAACAGCGUGAUUACAUGGACAUGUCGUGGGGAUGCGGUAAAUUCCUUGCAACAGUGUUUGUGAUAGUAAAUUUAUUCGGCCAGCUCGGCGGCUGCGUUAUGGUGCUUGGGAGGUUAAAAGUGGACAUCGCUUGCGGGAUGCUGUUCUUCAUAGUUGUGUUACAGACAUUUGCGUACAGUAUACUGUGGGACGUGCAGUUCCUAUUAAGAAACUUGGCUCUCAUUGGCGCAUUAUUGUUAGUGCUGGCUGAAGCGAGGGCGGAAGGUCGCAGUCUAUUCGCGGGCGUGCCUUCCCUCGGAGAGAACAAGCCAAAAACGUACUUGCAGCUCGCUGGGCGUAUCCUGCUAGCGUUUAUGUUCAUCACACUUCUGCGAUUUGAAGUAUCCUUCUUACAGAUAGUCCAGGACCUGCUGGGCAGCAUCCUCAUGGUGCUGGUGACGGUGGGGUACCGCACCAAGCUGUCGGCGCUGAUGUUAGUGCUCGUGCUGACCGUGCUCAACCUGUACCACAACGCGUGGUGGAUGGUGCCCAACUACAAGCCGUUGAGGGACUUCCUCAAGUACGACUUCUUCCAGACCCUCUCUGUGAUCGGCGGGCUCCUCAUGAUAGUGUACCUAGGGCCCGGCGGCGUCAGUAUGGACGAACACAAGAAAAAGUGGUAGGGCCGCCGCCGCGCGGGCCCGUGCAGAGACUGUAUUGCAAUAACAUUGUUGACGGUGCGUUGAUGUGGUGUGACGGCUGUGUGUGUGAACAUGCGACAAUCCCGCUGGGCCUUUAGAAUGCUACGACAUUGUGUCUCACUGACCGAUUAUUGACAAAAAGUACUAAUGAAAAAAAUUUACGAGUGAAUUAAAUCCACUUUUCACAUCAAAUUAAAAAUACUUUAUUGCACGCAAAAACAAAAUAGAAAUAAAAAAAAUUACAAAUGUACAAGGAAUUUUAAUUUGCGUAACAAAGGCGACCUAAUCAGUUGUAGGAGGUAGUUCAAAAAAUAAAAAGGUUCAACUAAUUUAAAUUUGCGUAACAAAGGCGGUCUUAUCACUAUAUGGUGAUAAGGGGCCAUUCAAGUAAUACGUAUGCACUAUAUUCUUUGUUUUGCUUAUUUUUGAUGACAUGACGGCGGGGGCGAUGAUUACGUCAGCAGUAGUUAUUUUUUUACAUAAUAUUAUAGCGACACAUUAAAAGAAAAAUGCGUAAGUUUAUAGUAGGGCAAGAGGGGUUAAAAGCCUUUAAUUGAAAUAAACCUGCUUACAUUAUAACUUUUUGAAAUAUUAACUCACAUAUGUAUUUAUACUGCCAAUUGAGAUAGAGGGUCCAAUUUCGUUACACAAAUAUGAAAAAAUUUAAAUUUGCCAAAAAAAUAAAAAUAAAUUCGUAAACACCCAAGAACUCUAUUUUCACCGAGCGAUGAGAUAACGUAAUUUGAAAGACAACUCACAAUGCAGGGGUGUGCAAAUUUUAUUUAUUUUAAAAUUUUAAUAAACAUUUAUUUAAUUUUUUAUAUUAGUACUAUGACCAAUGAGACACAAUUGCGAAAGUAGACCGAGGGCCCUGUUUGUGUGACUGCUUCUAUCGCCAAAAGGCAUUACAGGGGUACUAUAACCAGGGACGUUAUGGAUUUGAUAUGGACACGGAUACAUGAACAACUAUCAGUUUCACCGCGAAUACUUCUCAUGCAAAGUACCAUCCGCAAUAUUACUUGGUUUGAUCGGCUUCUUGAUGUUCUUAUUGUGGUGUUAAAUGACCUCAACACUUCCUCAAAAAUUGGACUACUCAAAUUUGAAACGAUUUUUCCAAUCCCACUGAUAGUUUUCGAGAUAAGCGCGUGUAAAAAAACACAUAAUAUAUUGCUGAGUUUGUUUUCUUCUCGGUGGAAUUUCACCUUGACUCGACGUUGAAAAAGUGCUAAAAAAGGACAUUUUUGAUUGAUAUUUUUUUGUGGAUCCGGUAGUUUCAUCCCUCCAUAACAACCCUGACACUAAUUUUCUUUUAUCUUCGAUCAGUAAUAGUACUAGAUAUAACGAUAAGCUUCCGAAAACGGCGCGAAAAUAAGAGCAUAUAGUCAUGUGUUCUUAUUUCAAAUGAAUAUGUUCCAACCAUAGCCAACGUGAUUACUUAGACGUUAAGUUUUGUUUUAGAAUAAAUAUUUUUGUACUUAGAAAUGAGUUUUUAUUUACGAUCGACAUUCUCUUUUUUUGUGUUACCCUUUCUCCGAUGAUAGAAGGUUUUUAUAAAUAUUUCGCUGCCGCAAUUAAAUCUAGAAUUCUGAAUUUUGCUGCUGCUGUCGAUAUCAUAAAACUUUUUUCUACAUUUCGUUCUUUAAUAUAAAUAGUGUAAACGUGUUCACCUAAACAAUGUAUUAUUGGACUUGAUCCAAUCUAGUACUAUUGUUGAUCGAAGUUUUUAUUAAUAUCUUUUUUAUUAAGUGUCAGUUCUCUCUAUACAAAGUAAUGAAUCGCAAUGUAAUCCGUUUAAAAUUUGAAAGAGAGCAAUGAAAUGCCUUUAUUUAUUUUUUUAUUACAAUCAGUACAUCUGUUAAAAUGUUAAGCCAUUAUUGGUACGUCGAUAAGACGGUUGUAUGUGAACAUGCGACGGUAUCUGUUCAAAUGUAUACAUUAUUGAUGGUACGUCGAUUAGACGAUUGUAUGUGAACAUGCGACGGUAAACUAUUUGUGUGACUGCUUGCAUCGCUAAAGGCAUUGCAGGGUACAAACGUUCUUUUUUUUUAAAUUAAUUUUAGUAAAAUAAAAAUAAAUUGUAAACGUUAACAUUUCUUAAACCUAUAGCUUUCUUUUAAUAAUUUCCUCUAUACCCAUAUCGCACCGUAUGUGUGUCGAAUGAAGCUCAUUCUGAUAAUAAUUCCCGAUUUUCGUCUCCUUGAUGUCUUUCGGCUGUAAGAAUAGAUUGAAUAAGUUGUCUGAUGUUGCACGGGAUAUGAACAUUAGCGAUCUUUAACACGUACAUAUUUAUCUAUUCAAUUCGACAAUUAAUGUAAUAACUAUUUUUAUACCCCCUUUUGGAAGGUGAGCCCUGCACACAGCCCUGGGCUGAGGUGGAUGAUAUUUCUCUACAAGACAUCAUAAAAUAUAAGUCAUUAUUAAUUAUAUCGACAAAUAAAUUUAAUAUGAGCUGAUAUUGUUAUUUUUCAAUUUGACAUACUUCCAUAUUUCCGCAAGAAAGCGUCCGGGUUUCCCCAUGUCAUCCCAUCCGUGGACAAGACGAUUUCCUUUUUUUAUUCUCCUACCUACGCGUAAAAAGGUAUCCUUCAAAGAUCAGUUUGGGUUUACGUGAGUGUUUAUACUAGUAAUCGGAACAGAACGUUAAAAAGGUUUCUUACUUGGACUAGUGAGAUUUGGUAAGAUGUGCUGUACCCCCAAACCAGGGCCUCAUUAUGAAGUAGCGUUAAUCAAUAAAUAGAGGCCUUUCCUAAGUCUUACAAGCAAUCUUGAAACAAUAACGUUUAAGCCUAUAAAAAAGCUUAUCUGAACUUAUUUAUUAACUUCUUAACAAUUUGAAAAUAAACUUUACACUUAACUAAAAGAUUGUAUACAUCAUAAGACAACUAGGAAAAAAUAGACUGUAUCACUAAUUUGAGAAGGUCGCUUUAAUGUUGCCAGUCAAAAAAAACUAGCAAUAAAGGAAAAAAAAAAGAAGAAACUGUGGAGUGUUCAAGAUCGCGUGCUUAUAUCUUAUGCCGUGUCUAUAUAGUACAUGUAAAUAUUAUGACGUGGUGAAGUUUUUUACGAUACUGAAUUUUAUAUAUAUAUACACAGCUUAGUUGUUUUUAUAAUAACAGUUAAUAAGCACAUACCCAUAAUCGGUCUUAUUAUGUGUUUAAUAUAACUGCCAUACUACCUAACAGAUUAGCCCUUGUCUUAAUCUUAUACUGCAUCAUCACUUACCACCAGGUGAGGUUCCAGUCCAGGGGUAACUUUUAGUAGAAUAAAAAAAUCUUUUUAAUCGAAUUUGAAUAUUACAAAAAACAAAAUAUCCCGAUUAGAAAUCCUACAGUUAUCUCAACCCUACUAGUGGGGAGUCGUUCUAGAUAAAAGAAAUAGAUAUGCAUUCCAAAAAAUAAUAUCCCACUUUCUAUUGAUUGUCAAAGAUACAUUGAUUUAAAUGCAAGGCAAUGUUGUUUGUUGGUUAAUUUUGUCUUCCAUUGUAUAUAGAGAUAAACUAAAAUUUUACUGAUUUGUCGUAAAAACAUGGCAACUUUUUACUAUUUGAAAGGUUUAUUAUUUGAACAUUUUACUACAACUAAUGAUAAGAAAUAUAAUAAAAACGGUAAAGGAAUUAUUUUUUCGUAUGAAUGACAGAAACAGAAACAAAGAUAUCGCUUGCAUUAGCUAAAGGGUGUUUCUUACUGCACCGAAGUAAUGUAACCAUGCACCGAAGAAAAAAAAUGCCGAAUAUAAGGAGAUUGGUUCAAAUCAACAUUGAUAACAAAGUCUUUGGAAAGUUAAUCUUUUGUUUAAAUAAGUCCAAUAAAUAAUUUUUGUUUCAAUUUGCGGUUGUAAAUAAUCGGUGCGAGUAAGUGUUAUUUCAUUCAAUUAUAUUUACAUAGUUUGUAGGAAAACUAACAUUAUUUACUAUGAUAUUUAUAAUAAAUAAUUAUGGUAUUACCUAUUCCUCCAACUUCUGUGUAGUUGGAGGAAUAGGUACAAUUAUUGAAAUAACUUUAUUUUUGACCGAGUUCCCGAUUGUGGUUUGGUUAAAACGUGUGAACCUUACCUAGCUGUAGAGAGGUAUAUUUAUGUAUACGUUUACAGAUGUAUUAAUGAAUUUGUAUGAAUUUAAUGUAUUGUUCACUCAUGUACCCCUACAGCUAGGUUGAAUUAAAUCAACAUAGCACAAAAUCUACUAUCGGCUAAUGAAAUGUUUAGGAUUAUGAUGAUGAAGAAUUGUGUCAUUUAGAUUUUUAUAUGUUACUUGUACAACACAAAAAUUAUGCAAUUGGGAAACUAAUAUAUUUUAGUAAAAAAAACAGGCCAAAAAGCCAUUUAAGUGAACAAGCUUGUAAUGUUAAAGUGAGAUCAGUGGCGCUGCCUUACUGUACGAUAUACAAACUGUGUUUAUUUUGGUACAGUCGUCAACUUAUUCCCUUAUAUUAUAAUAAAACUUCCAUUUGAAUGCUAUAUUUUUAUAUAAAGCAAAUAUUUCUGUUAAAAAUUAAUUUAAUUCCUAAUUUACUAUCAAUUUUGUAUAAAAUGUUCUUAUGAACUGACCUCUGAUUUGUAGAUUCACGUCACAAGAGUUGAAAACUGGACGGUGUCGGUUUAAAGGGUAGUGAGAAAGAACUUUUUUUUUAUUUGUUUUACAAGUUAGCCGUUGACUGCAAUCUCUCCUACAUAUUUUAUCCAUAUGUCAAAAGGUAUGUUAUAUACCUAUAUUUAUUUAAACUGAAGAGGGAAAGAAGUUGUUGGUAUUUAAAUUGACCUUAUUAGUUUUAUUUUUAUUGGUUCGUUAGUUCCUGAAUUUAAGUGGGGAUCACAAAUAUAAAAUAACAUUGUUUCCGAUCUUUUAACUUUCGUGGCGUGAAUGGUGUGUACAGUAUAGAUAGCAGUUGUGUUUUGUUUUAUAUUUUUACAGUGAUUAGACAUUUAACCGCACUUAGCCAUGCUGUUAACUGUCAGCGACGCCACUAGUCUGUACAUGGUAAAUCAAAACGGUCUUUAGACGAAUUAGUUUAUAGAAAGCACUUUUGAUGUGACAACAAUUUUUUAUUGUAGACACCGACCUCUAUGAUAACCCCUGUCACUUUGUUAUUGUCUCUGAACGACGCCAUUUUGCCGCUGUAAGUGUGAAAAUACGUGUAUCCAAGGAACUAAAUAGCGGUGCGAUCCUUUUGGCUAUUACUUCACCCGGACAACCCACUAACUUUUUAGAGUUACGUGCGUUUAAAGAUACAAAUAGCACUUGCCUUAAAGAUGAAGACUAACAUAUUGAGAAGAACUGCAUGCUCGAGUGUAAUCCGUAAUGUUCUCAAAGACAUGUGAAGUGUUGUUAUAAUAACAGUUAAUAAGCACAUACCCAUAAUCGGUCUUAUGUGUUUAAUAUAACUGCCAUACUACCUAACAGAUUAGCCCGCUUCUUAAUCUUAUACUGCAUCAUUGCUUACCACCAGGUGAGGUUCCAGUACAGGGCUAACUUUUAGUGGAAUAAAAAAAUAUUUUUAAUCGAAUUUGAAUAUUACAAAAAACAAAAUAUCCCGAUUAGAAAUCCUACAGUUAUCUCGACCCUACUAGUGGGGAGUCGUUCUAGAUAAAAGAAAUAGAAA